Pyrus x bretschneideri (Chinese white pear) is the source of this 916-nucleotide messenger RNA. RefSeq lists its product as uncharacterized. The record is from RefSeq and is a predicted model, not a curated record. Bases 117 to 740 code for a protein of 207 amino acids. NCBI's taxonomy places the organism in Eukaryota, Viridiplantae, Streptophyta, Magnoliopsida, Rosales, Rosaceae. The transcript is spliced from 3 exons.
CAGUACAUAAUCAAGACAUUCUUAUCUUCCUCCUCUCAAACCAGACACAUUCCUCUCUCUCUCUCUCUCUCUCUCUCUGUGCUCUGCAAGAUUUUGAGUCAGAAGCGGAGAGAUCGAUGAUGGGGAAAAGGAGUAUAUUGCUCUUGUUAGUAAUGGGAUUGUUUGUUUUUAGUGUUGGAGCAGCAUAUCAUCAUCCUCAUGUGAAUUCUAAAGCAAAGCAAUCUACUUUGGAAGUUCAUAAGAAGUUGAAGCUUCUCAAUAAGCCCCGGGUGAAGACUAUUAAGAGUGAAGAUGGAGAUACCAUUGAUUGUGUUGACAUCUACAAACAGCCUGCUUUUGAUCAUCCCGCGUUGCGGAACCACACAAUUCAGAUAACGCCGAAUUUUCGAGAGGCUUCUGCUCCAAGCCCUAGUUCUAGUUCUAGUCCCAGUCCCAGUGCAAGCAAUCAUGUACAAAAUGAUCAUAAUUCUUCUCAGCAAUUAUUAUCUCAAAUUUGGCAGAGGAGUGGUAGUUGUCCAGAUGGAACCAUUCCGAUUAGGAGAAUUCAAAGGCGAGACUUGCUGAGAGCUACUGGACUUGAACACUUUGGGAAGAAACCAGCAAAUUCCUACCACUCAACCAACGAUGAGAAAGGCAGUGUAAUCAUCAAUGGCACCCGAGUCGAACUUGGUCCUCAAGUCAAUCGCUCAGUAAGCAAACGUUAUGUAUUGGACUCAUUAGAUAACCAUUUCAGUUUUUAGUGUUCAAUUUUCAUUGAACAAAAAGCUGAAAACAAUGUCCCAUUGAUAUCUUGUUGAACUUGUGCAAUUAUUGGCCCAAAUUUUAUGUGAACCUGCAGGCUGCUAUCCUUGUAACAGUUGGAUAUAGUUAUAUAGGUGCUCAAGGAGAUAUAAAUAUUAUGUUUGAAUUUUGGUGA